UUAUAAAUUGAAUUAUUAAUAAAAGGUCAUGGAGAGUCAACACCAAAAUCCCGGAGAGACACAUUUCGGCUUCACAGUUGUCUCUCAUUUGCUCAUCCGCCUCCUAUCGCCGCCAUGAAGGUAGAAGAUACCGGUGAAUAUCAAAACAUGGGCGCUUCCCUCACCGUUUCAGAAAAGUCGCUUCAUGAGUUUACUGAUAGCAAAGGUAAUGAUGUAAAUCUCAGCGGUUACAAAGGAAAAGUGCUUCUUAUCGUGAAUGUUACCUCCAAAUGUGGAUUCACGACCUCUAACUACGAGACUCAGUUAUACACCAAAUACAAGGAUAAAGGAUUAGAAAUACUAGCAUUCCCCUGCAAUCAAUUUCUGAAGCAAGAGCCUGGAUCUAGUGAGGAAGCACAAGCAUUUGCCUGCACUCGAUUCAGUGCUGAGUAUCCCAUCUUCCAAAAAGUGAAAGUUAAUGGUUCAGAUGCAGCACCUGUCUACAAGUUCCUUAAAGCAAAUACAAGUGGCUUUUUUGGUUCUAGCAUUAAGUUGAACUUCACCAAGUUUUUAGUUGACAAAGAAGGGAAUGUCAUUGGGCAUUAUGGAACCACUACUCAGCCCUUAGCCCUUGAGGAAGAAAUAAAAAAGGCAUUAGGAUUGAAUUCACAAGCACUUCCAUAAAAUCAUAUAUGCUGACAUCUGAAUGCAUCAAAGUAGUUUCGUAAUUCAUAUUGCUACCUUGGAUGAAGUGAUCUUGGCAGAAUGAAUGACAGCUGGUUUAGUUCCUAUUUGUGUUCAUCUGGUAUGCUUUGUUUUCUUAAUUUAUAUUGAAUAACUUAUGCAUUUUUCUCUUCAACGUUGGUGCUCUUUAUAUGAAUGUAAUUACAAUCAUUUUUAUGCAAAACAAGAAUAAAGAACACAUGUUUGUAUUGUGAUAUUCUUGUUACAAUCUGUGUAAUUCUAUAAUCUUUGUGCUUAUUAAUAAAGUCGUACAACUACAUCAGUUCUGUUGACCUUAAAAAGUUACUAUUAUGAUACUAUCGUCUC
Cuscuta europaea is the source of this 1029-nucleotide messenger RNA. Lineage: Eukaryota; Viridiplantae; Streptophyta; Magnoliopsida; Solanales; Convolvulaceae. The record is from the annotation of a GenBank genome assembly.